Molecule: messenger RNA, 3096 nt
Organism: Entelurus aequoreus (snake pipefish)
Lineage: Eukaryota; Metazoa; Chordata; Actinopteri; Syngnathiformes; Syngnathidae
Gene: ism1
Product: isthmin 1
Exons: 6
Coding region: 489-1859 (456 amino acids)
Biological process (GO): negative regulation of angiogenesis
Source: RefSeq, a predicted model, not a curated record
AGCACAACGUGACACGCUCUCACCUCCUCUUCCUCUUCCUCUUCCUUCCUGCCGUGGCUCACCUCCUCCAGGCGCACAUUCUAGCACCUUCCUCAUGGACGCACUCUGAAACACGCCCGUCAGGACUGAAGAGGGUCAACGACGCAUUCAUUCGGUUCCGUGGAGGACCAGCGAAGGCGGCACAUGGAGCACAAUGUGGACCAACGUGGACAAAAGUGGACUUGAGGACGCAACAAGUGGGAAUCAGAGCGCGCGAGCCGGACUCGAAACAUCCACGCCGCACGUGUGAACACGUACACUCUGCCGUGUUUACUAACUCCCUCGGACUAUUUUUUAUUGAUUUAUUUAUUUUUUUCGCAAUUCUGAUCCCCGAAGUGGCUCCGAAGUGGUGUUGCGGCUCCUCGUCCCCGGCGGAUCCGGAGAUCGGAGCCUCUGCACCGGGCGGAGGCGGAGCUCCGGCGGGCCCGAAGGGCGGCCGCGUCAGGAGGAUGGCACGGCUGGCGGCCGAGCUGCUGCUGCUGCUGGGACUUCUCCUUCUCACUCUGCACAUCACCGUGCUGAGGAGCAGCGCGCUGCCGCCCGCCAACGUCAGCCUGAGCCUGGAUCACAGCGAGCAGAACAUCAUCCAUGCAAAAAGCAGCUCGUCGGGCCAACUGACUCCUGAAGGAUCCUGGCGGUCCAGUCCAGAGCGUCGGUUCGCCCACCGGUCCGCUGCUCUCCCGUGGACGCAAGGCACAGCCAGUAACGUCCACAAGGAUGGGCCCGGAGCUUUCCUGCUGGAUCUGCACAAUUUCCCCGACCUCUCUAAAGCUGAUAUCAAUGGGCAGAAUCCCAACAUACAGGUGACAAUUGAGGUCGUGGAUGGUUUAGAAGCGCACGAGCCAGAAAAAGGCCACCGCAAGGAGAGUAAACCCAACUGGGCUUCUACCAACUGGAGAAACUGGUGGCCUCGCACGUCCUCCACAUCGUCCUCCACCACUCAUCAAGCGGCAGAGCACGAUCGGUCCUACGGAGAUAACGGCGAAGACAGCAACUUCUUGAGGCCGCCAGUGGAUUGGGACCGGAGAGGAGGCACCGGAGAAAGAGGCAAACCCCAAAUGGAAUACGACUACAUGGAUGGAGAGGGGGACUGGAGUAACUGGUCUCUGUGCAGCGUCACCUGUGGAAACGGCAACCAGAAGAGAACCAGGUCUUGUGGCUACGCCUGUACCGCCACUGAGUCCAGAACCUGUGAUAUGCCAAACUGUCCAGGUAUUGAAGAUGCCUUCAAGACCGCAGCCACAGAAGUGAGCCUGCUGGCCGGAACAGAUGAUUUCAAUGCCACUGAGCUCUUCGGCGUUGACACAGACAGCUGCGAGCGAUGGAUGAAUUGCAAGAGCGACUUUUUGAAGAAAUACAUGAGCAAAGUGGCCAACGACCUCCCGAGCUGCCCUUGCUCGUACCCGACGGAGGUGGCGUACAGCACGGCUAACGUGCACGACGCCGCCUCGCGCAGAAAUUUCCGCUGGAAAGACGCCAGCGGGCCGAAGGAGAAGCUGGAGAUCUACAAGCCCACGGCGCGAUACUGCAUCCGCUCCAUGCUGACGCUGGAGUCCACCACGCUGGCCGCGCAGCACUGUUGCUACGACGACGGCAUGAAGCUCAUCACGCGCGGCAAAGGAGCGGGGACGCCCAAUCUCAUCAGCACCGAGUUCUCGGCCGACCUGCACUACAAGGUGGACAUCUUGCCCUGGAUCAUAUGCAAGGGGGACUGGAGUCGCUACAACCAGGCCAGGCCGCCCAACAACGGACAGAAGUGUCGCCACAACCCCCAGGAAGACGACUACUACAAGCAGUUCGAAGAAGCGACAGAGUUCUAGCCCUUCGCUUGGACACUAUUCCAACAUGGUGAUGCCGCCAUUUUGGAUUCAAGGGUUCUAAGACUUUAAAGUAUGAGGACCUGAAAUCAAUGAGAACCAUUUAUAUGGACACCAAGAACUACCUGGCACUGAAUAUUGUGCCUUUUUUAAAAAAAAAUAUACCUCUGAGAAAAAAAUGAUGCUUUUUUUUUUUUUUUAGUGGUAUCCUGUCAUCAAUAAAGGGAGUUUCUAUUCUUAAAGGGAAAUGAAUAUUAGAUAGACAUGUCCAAGUGUGUGUGAUGGUUUCCCCCCCCAUUUUUAAACUUAUGUAUAUGUUUAGCAUGCAUUUAACAUUUAGCAUGCACAUAUCAUUCGUGAACAGACCUCCAUUGUAAAAAGUCUGCAUUGUCUUUCUGUAAAGUAUUUAUUUGAGUAGUAGCUGUGACUGAUGCGGGAAGAUUAAUGUCUCAAUGUAGGUUGAUAGUGGACUGUGUGAAUGCAAUAUAGUGGACAUAUUUUUGCAGGUUAUAAGUCUAUGAAUAAAACUUUUAAGAAAAUCGCAGUGCCUUCCUCGGCGUCCGUCCAUGAAAGCACCAGGGGCCUCGUUUAGAAAAGUGUGCAUGGAUGUAGAACAUUGAGGAAGAACACGCCUCGGAAUGUACGCAUGCUCAAAAAGAUUCAGAUUCACGCACAUGUACGCAACUCUUCUCAAUAUAAUUCAAACUUACUGUGCGCAGGAUAGUUUCACCCCAUUGUUUUCUCCCAGUCACCCAUAAAUGGUCAUGCUAAUUACAGUAGCUCAUGAAGACAGACAUGGCGGCUCCAAAAAAAAAAGCAAUAUUUUCAGAUUGUUGUUUAUUUCGUCGAGCAACGUAAGGAUGUUAUGUUUGGACUAGUGUCGUCCCGAUACCAAUAUUUUGGUACCGGUACCAAAAUGAUUUAGAUAAUUUUCGGUACUUUUAUAAAUAAAGGGGACCACAAAAAAUGUCAUUAUUGGCUUUAUUUUAACAACAAAUCUUAGGGUACAUUAAACAUAUGUUUAUUAUUGCAAGUUUGUCCUUAAAUAAAAUAGUGAACAUACAACACAUCUUGUCUUUUAUUAGUAAGUAAGCAAACAAAGGCUCCUAAUUAGUCUGCUGACAUAUGUAGUAACAUACUAUUAUUUUUGUCAAUAUUAUUAAGGACAAGUGGUAAAAAAUUUAUUAUUAAUCUACUUGUUCAUUUACUGUUAAUAUCUGCUUACUUUCUCUUUUAACAU